AUUCGACAAAGAGUGAAGGAAUUGACGAGGAGAGUCAGUCCACAGGAGGGGAACUUUCCGUGGGCAUUGCAGUGGCUACAAACUCCCCAUAGGCCCAGACCAAUAACUCUCGGCUAAAUUUCACUGCUUUUGCCCCGCAUUGUUAGUCUUGUGAAGAUUUGUAGAUUCCGGCCUUUGGACCUAAUGAGUAAUAACUCGUGACCAAGUCUUAUCAGUGGUAAAACGGGAACCAGUAUUUACAUACUACGGAGGGCUCGCUUGGUUGGUAGGAACGCUUGGUCAAUCAAAUCACCCAUUCGUGCGACGUGACACCCGGCCUUUGGACCGCUUCAGAUCACAAGGCUUCCCCCAGAACCGUGCCCCGAGUGUCAGGAACAAUGUGGCGGUCUGUCGGACUCGUGUGUACGGUCGCCUUACUGGCUCUGGUACCCUUAACCACGGCUGGUAGAGUUAGGGAUGCAAACGGAGGGACGAACUGUAUAGUAUGUACAGUGUUGGUGGGGCUUGUCGAACAGUUGGCUCAAGUGUACAAUGAAGGAGCUGUGGAGGCUUUGGAACGAUUCUGCUCUUUUCUACCAGAGCAGCUCCAGGCUCCAUGCCGGGCAGGGGCUGAGAUAUUUGCUCCUUACAUAGCAGAAGCGAUUUAUAACAAGGAGACCCCUGAUGUAGUCUGCCAUGCCAUCGGCUUCUGUAAGGUCGACCCAGGUCACAAGGCCUGCCAUAUCUUUCCUGUACCCAAGGAAGGUAUGGAUGCAGCACUUAGGAGAAUUCAGGAAGUCAAGAAAAUGCGGCAAGGCCGAGAAUUUACAGACAUCUGUGAUAUACCAGGAAUCAAGGAGAUAUGUAACAUCUUUGACAGAGCGUUUUCUUCACAUCUUCCCGCUGACGACUUGGACAAAGAUGGCUUCAGCACAAUGAAGUUACUUGAUAAUGAUUGCUUGACACUUUCCCAGGGUUUGGAUUCCGAAACUGGCUUGCCCUAUGAGGAAGUCCUUUGUAAUGGAACAGAGCCCAGGGGUCUGAUAUUACUGGGAGACUCCAUAGGAGCACACUUCCACCUGCCGCCACAGUGGUUCGAGGCGAAGAGUUUGAAUCCGUCCGUCUUCAAAGACUUACUCUUCAUCCUAGAGAAUGAAAUCGACUGGCCAGAACUUUCCACCGCUACAGGUCAUGUCAACAACACUUUUGGAGAGGUCAUCAAAGGGCCCGUGGAUUCCAUCUACAUGCGACUACGUGAACGAAACCGCUGUAACCACAGAGACUACCAGAAUAUAGGUGUGAACGGUGGAAGAUCUGGGAGUAUGAACAGCACAAUUGUAAGGAGUUUGGUAAGAAACCGGAUGUCGGAUUAUCCUGCUUUAGUCAACAUUGAGCUGGUGGGAAACGAUGUGUGCAACGGGCAUCCUGACACCCUGGCUCACAUGACUAAACCCAAAGAAUUCAGAAAUAACAUGCUGGACACUUUGCAAUACUUGGAUGAGGUUCUGCCUGAAGGCAGCCAUGUUUGGGUGUCAGGCCUGGCCAAUGGCAGCCUGCUGUACGCUAACGUGCACGACAGGAUCCAUCCACUAGGAAGUCUGAGGAAUGACAUCACCUACACGGAUUUCUACAACUACAUGAACUGUCUGGAGAUCUCCCCAUGUUCUGGUUGGUUGACGGAUAACUCUACCCUCCGGUACCUCACAACCAAGAGAGCCUUUGAGCUGAAUGACGUCCUGAGAAACAUCACCGCAAAUUCCCGGUACAAGAACUUUGACCUUUACUACCAGGACGUCCCCAUAGAUGAGGUCAUCGCGGAGUGGGAGGCGCAGGGCGGGCAGGGGUGGCAGCUGAUCGAACCUGUCGACGGCUUCCAUAUCAAUCAGCUGGCAAAUGCCCUCGGUGCGGCGCACAUUUGGGAGAUGCUUGAAAAGGAUCACCCCAACGUGCUGGGUAAGGUCAACCCAAACAACGAUAGGAUCAAACAACUGUUUGGGGACCAGGGCGGCUACUGAAGAAGGUUCUGCACACUACAGCAGUUACGCCUAGCAGCAAUGCAAAGUAUAACAUGACUUAGUAAUGUCGUGAGGAAGGUGACAGUUACCAGAACAUUGUUAUCCAACAAUUGUAAAUGGUGCAAUUUAUUAAACAAAGUGUGGCAACUUCUAAAUCUACUUAUAGCAACUUCAGGAGUAGACUUUGUAAUUGUAGUGUGU
Molecule: messenger RNA, 2195 nt
Organism: Branchiostoma belcheri (Belcher's lancelet)
Lineage: Eukaryota; Metazoa; Chordata; Leptocardii; Amphioxiformes; Branchiostomatidae
Product: acyloxyacyl hydrolase-like
Exons: 20
Coding region: 378-1994 (538 amino acids)
Biological process (GO): lipopolysaccharide catabolic process; negative regulation of inflammatory response
Molecular function (GO): acyloxyacyl hydrolase activity; calcium ion binding
Source: RefSeq, a predicted model, not a curated record